CGGAUUUGAGGGUGAAGGUCGCUGAGCURUCGAAAGGUAUUGCGACUAUGAAGGAACACUUUGACGAGGUACGUGCCAGAAAAGAGGAGAAGGCACGGAAGAAGCGGGGGAAAGAGCAGCAGUURGAGGAAGCGAUACGCAGAGAGGAAGAGGAAGAGAGAUUAAGAGUCGAGGAGGCAGCAAAGCAAGAAGCGAAAAGGAAAAGGAGGGAGGAGAAGGCCAGAAAGGAGGYGGUCGCUCGAGCARAAAUGAAGAAGGAGGUUACGCUGCAUGUAGCGAAGAUGAUUUGUGAAAUUAAAGACRAUUUUCUACAUGAGUGGAGAACUGCGAUGUUCCCAGGGACCAUCGGUGGCUCGAAGGAUGUAAAGGGUAAGAAGGCCGUGGAAGUUGUUAGUGAUGAUGAGGAAGCGUCGRAUUAUAACUCYGAAGGAAGCGAGACAAGCAUUACUCAGGAGUUGAGUGUGAAGACGGGGAAAUUAUGCCUAGCAAAAAAGAGGAAACGGGAGGAAGACGUGGUGAUGGAGGGAAGUCCCCCGAUGGAGUUACCAKCUAAACRGACCCCGCGAAGACCUGCCCUCAAGUCAGGUAGUCGGUGUAUACGAGUAACRCRCUCGAGGARUAAAGCGAAGGGCGUGCGUGYUGUGAUCCCUGCGAAGACGCGCACUCCGGUGAUGACCCCGUUAUCAAAGUUGAGUAAGUCAAAGAAGACUCCACCGUCUGGGAGACUGACGCCGGCCAAUAAAGCUCUGGCGCGACUGAGGUUCCGUGAUGCCGUGAUCAARGAAAUCAAGGAYUGUAUGCUGAUGAGUUACAACGGAUGUGCCGGGAGGAGGGCAUACAUUAUGAUGGUAAGUUGGACACCAUUUUUUGCUUAGAUGAGCAUCGGGCACAACGUCACUUCGGACACGA
Molecule: messenger RNA, 909 nt
Organism: Chara braunii
Lineage: Eukaryota; Viridiplantae; Streptophyta; Charophyceae; Charales; Characeae
Source: the annotation of a GenBank genome assembly